GGCCCUCACUAUUUGGUGUAAAACAGUGAAUAGAGUGGGGUGAAUGACGUAAAUCCAGAUCCGCAGCCAUUAACAUCGGCGAUUUUGUCCAACUAAAAGAUUGCGCAUUUCUAGACAAAAUCAACAAUAAAAUAAUUGUCGAGCACUCCGCCGAGUCGCUCGCAUCGCAUCUCCCAUUUCAGCUACCUGCACUCCAUCUCCAAUGGCGCACCUCGUUCGGGCCGGGUCAUCGGGUUGUCUCGCCAAAUCCGCCUUCGUCGGAGCUGCGCGAUCCAUGUCCACGGCGUGGUGGCGCCACGUGGAGCCUGCUGCCAAGGAUCCCAUCCUCGGCGUUACCGAAGCUUUCCUCGCCGAUCCUAGUCCCCAAAAAGUCAAUGUCGGCGUCGGUGCGUAUCGUGAUGAUAACGGGAAGCCGGUGGUGCUGGAGUGCGUCAGAGAAGCCGAGAGGAGAAUCGCCGGCAAUUUGAACAUGGAAUAUCUUCCCAUGGGUGGAAGUAUUAACAUGGUUGAGGAGACUCUAAAGCUGGCUUAUGGGGAAAACUCCGACUUGAUUAAAGAUAAGAGAAUUGCUGCAGUACAAGCUCUUUCAGGAACUGGUGCAUGCAGGCUCUUUGCGGACUUCCAAAAGCGCUUUUCCCCUGACUCGCAUAUUUACAUUCCAGUUCCCACAUGGUCCAAUCAUCACAAUAUCUGGAGAGAUGCGCAUGUCCCUCAGAGAACAUUCCAUUACUAUCAUCCAGAAUCUAAGGGCUUGGACUUUGCUGGAUUGAUGGAUGACGUGAAGAAUGCGCCAAAUGGGUCUUUCUUUCUCCUUCAUGCUUGUGCUCAUAAUCCAACUGGAGUGGAUCCUACGGAAGAACAGUGGAAAGAGAUCUCAUACCAAUUUAAGGUUAAAGGACAUUUAGCCUUCUUCGACAUGGCAUAUCAAGGUUUUGCCAGUGGUGAUCCAGAAAGGGAUGCCAAGUCGAUUCGGAUCUUUCUUGAGGACGGCCAUCUAAUAGGAUGUGCACAAUCAUACGCUAAAAAUAUGGGACUUUAUGGUCAGAGAGUGGGUUGUCUCAGUGUGGUUUGUGAGGAUGAGAAACAAGCUGUGGCAGUGAAAAGUCAGUUGCAGCAGCUCGCAAGACCCAUGUACAGUAAUCCCCCAGUUCACGGGGCCCUCAUCGUUUCCACCAUUCUAAGUGAUCCAGAUUUGAAAAAAUUGUGGCUGAAAGAAGUAAAGGGGAUGGCUGAUCGAAUCAUUGGAAUGAGAACUGCUCUACGAGAAAAUCUUGAAAAGUUGGGUUCGCCUCUUACGUGGGAGCACAUAACCAAGCAGAUUGGCAUGUUCUGUUAUAGUGGCAUGACACCUGAGCAAGUAGAUCGCUUGACAAAUGAAUUUCACAUUUACAUGACUCGCAAUGGGCGUAUUAGUAUGGCUGGAGUCACUACUGGCAACGUCGGUUACUUGGCUAAUGCUAUACAUGAGGUCACCAAGUCAGGUUAGGACUGCAAUUUUGUUCUUGGAUGCUUCAUAUGUAUAAAUAUAUACAUAAUGGAGGCAUAAUUUAAUGCGAUUCUUGGAAAAUAAAUUAGAUCUGUGAGCAUACAAAAUUUUGAUUUGGGUACAAGUACUGAAGGAUAUUAGACCCCCAAUAACGCUGAGAGAUGGAAACUCUCUGGUUAGUCAGCAAAUAUUCAUAUUCCUGUUAGUGUAAUUUAACGGAUUUAUUGCAAGAUUUGUUGAAAAUUCUUACACUGUGUUGUAUUAAUUGACAUUUGAGAUGUGGCAACGAUUUAGCUAAUUUAUGCCAAAAUCUGUUGUAUUA
Messenger RNA from Salvia miltiorrhiza (redroot sage), 1808 nucleotides. Its product is annotated as aspartate aminotransferase, mitochondrial. Gene Ontology annotation, cellular component: mitochondrion. Gene Ontology annotation, biological process: amino acid metabolic process; biosynthetic process. Bases 203 to 1486 code for a protein of 427 amino acids. Gene Ontology annotation, molecular function: L-aspartate:2-oxoglutarate transaminase activity; pyridoxal phosphate binding. The transcript has 10 exons. The record is from RefSeq and is a predicted model, not a curated record. Lineage: Eukaryota; Viridiplantae; Streptophyta; Magnoliopsida; Lamiales; Lamiaceae.